UCCUACGUACUAAAACUAAACCACCAAGACUUUGUUAUCUAGUUUUCUAGUCGUCUACUAUUCACACUUCAUCGUCUUUACCUCGAUCACCACCUCAUUCCUCUUUAUCUUCGUAUGCAAUAUUUCCAGACCACUUCACUCUCUCCCUCACCUUAACACCACUUCCAGAAAAAAACAACAUCAUCGUAACAAAAUAUCAAACAGGUUAUUCUUCCUUAAUUUCCACGAAAAUAAUGGAGGUUUUCUUUCUCAUAGCUUUGUUAUUGUUUACGGUUCAAAUGAUGAUCGAGCCGUCACGUGCCGCCAUCGACACUUUCGUCUACGGCGGCUGCUCGCAGAUUAAGUUCACGCCGGGGACGCCGUACGAGUCGAACGUCAACUCGGUCCUCACCUCGUUCGUCAACUCAGCUGCCACCGCCAACUUCAACAACUACAAGAUAUCCGUGCCGGGCUCCUCCCAGAGCGACAUUGUUUACGGCCUUUACCAGUGCCGCGGCGAUCUGGGCAGCGCGGAUUGCCGGAACUGCGUGGGCCGGGCGGUGAGUCAACUCGGGAUGCUGUGCGUCGACACCUCCGGCGGCGCGUUGCAGCUCGACGGGUGUUUCGUGAAGUACGAUAACGUCUCGUUCCUCGGGGCGGAGGACAAGACGGUGGUGUCGCACAAGUGUGGGCCGCCGAUCUCGUACGGCUCCGACGACGAGACGCGCCGGGAUGCCGUGCUGUCGUAUCUGACGGCCGGGGGACAGUACUUCCGGGUCGGUGGGUCGGGGCGGGUCCAGGGUGUGGCGCAGUGCACGCAAGACCUGAGCCAAGCGGAGUGCCAGGAUUGCUUGUCGGACGCCAUCGGACGGCUGAGAAACGAGUGUGGCUCCGCGCCGUGGGGAGAUAUGUUCCUGUCCAAGUGCUACGCGCGUUACUCGGAGCGUGGGUUCUCCUCAAAAAGCGAUGAUAACGAUGAAGAAGUUGAGAGAACACUUGCAAUCACAAUAGGACUCAUUGCUGGUGUGGCUGUACUGGUUGUUUUCCUCUCUGUUUUGAGCAAACUUUGUGAACCAAAAGGUGGAAAAUAAAGAGCAUUUUGUGGAUAUACUAGUAAAGUGUAUGUUGUUGCAUCCUUUGGGUAAAUUGUUUUGCUUUAGGUGCUCUUUUGCUUUUGUAUUAGUAUUAUUAUUAUUAUUGGCCUAGCUACUUUGCUCUUUUUAAUGUGCUUUUUGAAGAGUUCCCCCUUAGCUUCUUGUAUGGACUGUAAAGAGGUACAUUGAAACAAGUGAAGUAAUUAAAGGCUGUUGAAAUAACACAUAUGAGAUCAAACUUAGACACC
Molecule: messenger RNA, 1321 nt
Organism: Ipomoea nil (Japanese morning glory)
Lineage: Eukaryota; Viridiplantae; Streptophyta; Magnoliopsida; Solanales; Convolvulaceae
Product: cysteine-rich repeat secretory protein 12
Exons: 3
Coding region: 234-1070 (278 amino acids)
Cellular component (GO): plasmodesma
Source: RefSeq, a predicted model, not a curated record